This is a messenger RNA of Eufriesea mexicana, 1530 nucleotides long. RefSeq lists its product as uncharacterized. The record is from RefSeq and is a predicted model, not a curated record. NCBI's taxonomy places the organism in Eukaryota, Metazoa, Arthropoda, Insecta, Hymenoptera, Apidae. The transcript is spliced from 4 exons. Bases 1 to 1530 code for a protein of 509 amino acids.
AUGGAAGAACAGAAUAUUGUAGAAAAUUUUAUAAAUAAUGAAGAAAAUGCGAAGAAUCAAUCUACAGAUGAACUGAAACAACGAUUGAAGGAACAAAUACAUCAAUUGAAGUCAAUAAUUUUGCAAAUGGAAUGGAAUUUGGAUAUGAUAAAAUUUGGAAAUACUAAAUGUGUUUUUCCUUCAAGCACCAGCAGUGAUCUAAAUACUAAAAUUCCAGAUGUCAAUAUUCAAUUAGAGACUGAAUUACAUAAGUACUCUGGUCUUCAUUGUGUAAAAUUUUCAGCGGAAGAAUAUGUAUUUCAUUUUACACCCCCUAAUAAAUAUGAUAGAGAAAAUAUUUUUGCGGUACAAAUUCUAAAUAACCAAGGCAAAGGAACUUUAGGGAAAUGGGUAAUGCCAAUGGGAAUUGAUUUAAAUGAUAUUGUAUCCGAAUAUCCUAUUACAGAUUUGAGAAAUAUACCGAAUUUCUUGAGAAUCUGUAAGCAACAUGUAAAUGCUUAUUUUGUGCGACAGCAACAAUAUAUUAUAUUGAUGAAUACUCUUUCUCGUUUAAAAAAUUGUAAUUUACAAACUAAUAUAGGAUAUACACAAAUUAAUUUCGAACUGUUGAUGAUGUACAACAAAAAUACUGAUUCGUAUAUAGAUAUAGUUAUAUAUCUCUUCUACAAUAUUGAUGCAGCUAGGCCAAACAAAAUUAAGGUAGAGUCAUUAACACAGGAUGAAUUAGAUAAGGACACACAAAAACAUCUAGAAACAUCGUUAGUGUGCUUUAAAAAAUUUGACUUGCAUAUAGCAUUUGAAGAAAUGUUGAAUAUGAAAGCAUUUACAUGGAUUAAACAAGAUGAUGAAGAUAGUCCAUUGCGCAUUAGUAGUUUAAGCGAUUCAAGUGAUGAAGGAUAUUUAAAUGAUUUCUCAUUGCAACGGAAAUCUUUUAUAGCCCAGAAAAGUAAAUCAAGAAUGAGGAAGAAACGGAAAAGAAAAAACCAGGAUAAGUUGAGUACACCUAAGAUUUCAAGUACACGUGAAUACAGUAAAAGAGAUAUUUCUCUUCAUAAUAAAAAGCAGGAUUUGCAGAAUGUUAAAGAACAACCUGUAAGGCAGCAAGAUAAUGAUAUCAUGGAUCCUACACCGAACAUAAAUGAUUUUAAACAAAAAAAAUUAAAACAGACUAGAUUAAAAUUUCGUUCGAAUGAUUCAGAAUUACAGAAUAAUAAUAAUAAUGCUACAUCUUCUAAUGAACCUGUAUUUAAAAAGAAACAAACAAGUCCACAGAUAGACAAACCGUAUACCAGUACUCCUGUAAAACCAAAUGAACAUCUUUUCAAUUUGAUUAAUGAUAUUAGUGAUAUUACAGUAGAUGUUGCAAAAAAUGAUAAUCCCGAAGAAGAUCAAAUCCAGAAUGAUACUUCAGCAAAACUGUUGCAAAAUAAAAUAGAAAAGAAAAUAAGACCUUCUACUCGAUCAAAAGCCCAGAGUUCAAAAACUGUAGUCCAUAAAAAAACAAAAAGACAAAGAAAAAAUAUAGUGUAA